AUGUCUCUCGCGGAGAAGCUCCAGGAGAGGCGGCAGAAGGAGGAAGCCACUGCUGCUGUUUAUGAGGACUUCGGCAAGAGGCGACAGACCUUCAAGGAGGGGAAGUCGCGGCUUUACAGGAGAGAGUCGUGCGAGAAACAGCUUCAACAGCUCAAUAGCGUGGGAAUCGAGCCUCCAACUGAAUCAUGCGAAGUGGAAAUGCCCACUGAGGAAGAUUCUGGGAUGGAGGGGGAGCCUGAGUCGUCCCAGGCAACGCCGCCUCAGUCAGCAUCCUCACCGCCUCCUCCCCAGCCUGAAAUGAGAGUGCGGAAACAAUGGGUACAGUCGGAGAAUAUUCGUUUCCGCCAAGAUCGCAAGAGCCCAGAAGUGCUCCAGAAGGCUAGGGAAAUCCGAAACAAAUUCGGCCUGUCAGCCGAAGUCUGCGUGCGACUGGCGUUGCUCUUUCAGUUCCGCGACACAGAACGAGGCGAGGAUAUGCUCACCGUUUAUCUAGGCGCUUUGCAGCGACUCCAGAGUGGUUUCGUGUGCGCCAAGCUGACGAGUCGGUCUCUGAAAGUCAAGAAGAAGGUUGUGCAGGUCGACCCCAAAUCUCAGACUCUCUACAUUAAAGGCGUCGGGAAAUUGUAUAAACCGACGACAGCUCUCGAUAUGCGCUCGAUCAAGGACGUUUAUGCGGGAACGUCGCAGUCGCGAGAAUUCCGGGAGGUUAAUAGGCGGAUUAAAACGCUCGGUCACCGCCUCGAGGAGAAGCGAUGCUUUGUGAUCAAGACCGAGGUGCGCACAUACAGCUUGAUACUGAAUCGCGCAGCAGAUAUGGAGGACCUGUUCGCCGUAGUGGAUCUGCUGAAGGGGAACCAUGGGCCGGCAGUCUGGCGAACUGACAACAAAGGAGCCGAUGCCGUUUUCAGAACGGACCAAGAAAUGAACAUGGAUUUUGCUCUGCGAUCCUGA
Messenger RNA from Besnoitia besnoiti, 951 nucleotides. RefSeq lists its product as uncharacterized. The coding region runs from base 1 to 951 and encodes 316 amino acids. The transcript has 8 exons. The record is from RefSeq and is a predicted model, not a curated record. Lineage: Eukaryota; Apicomplexa; Conoidasida; Eucoccidiorida; Sarcocystidae.